AACUCUCAUAGCAAGAAUCCACUGGGAUCAGCUGAAAUCAUGUCUGGAACUGUGGACAUACCCACAGAGUUGAAGAACUCUCUUCGCAAAUUCCGAUUUGCAAGGAGAAGUGCAGGUAACGCAGCGUUGAUCGUCAAAGUCAACAAAUCGAAGCUGAUAAUGGAAGAGGUAGAGGUAUUCGAUUCCAUUUCAGUCGAUGACCUUGCUGAGGAACUGCCGGAGAAUUCCCCGCGAUUCGUUCUGAUGUCAUAUGAGCUCGAGCAUCGGGAUGGCCGAAAGUCCUUCCCUUUGAUCCUGAUCAACUGGGCGCCUUCCACCUGCGAGAUCAGCAUGUUGACGUUGCACGCAAGCGCUUUUUUGCAAUUCCAAAAUGCUGCUGAUGUUUCAAAGAUAAUCGAGAUUAGGGACGGUACCGAGUCGCUCACGAAGGACGCCAUCGAUGCGAAGCUCUUGACUUAGCUCCAUCAAUUAGGGGAUAUGCAUGUCAUGCCAUACUGAAAGCGCAUGCAUUGUAUCAAUAGACACGAAGUGAUAGCAUAUCUAGUCAUCGCUUGUUUGGGGGUUCAGUACAUGCUAGGUACGAGUUGACUAUGUACAGCAUAGAUC
Messenger RNA from Dacryopinax primogenitus, 606 nucleotides. RefSeq names its product glia maturation factor beta. Gene Ontology annotation, biological process: negative regulation of Arp2/3 complex-mediated actin nucleation; actin filament debranching. The coding region runs from base 40 to 459 and encodes 139 amino acids. Lineage: Eukaryota; Fungi; Basidiomycota; Dacrymycetes; Dacrymycetales; Dacrymycetaceae. Gene Ontology annotation, molecular function: actin binding; Arp2/3 complex binding. The transcript has 6 exons. The record is from RefSeq and is a predicted model, not a curated record. Gene Ontology annotation, cellular component: actin cortical patch.